AUGUCUCGAUUUCCCGACUACUACAAGCUGCUUGGUGUCUCAAAGACCGCAACACACGACGAAAUUCGGACUGCAUAUAAGAAAGAGUCCCUCCGCACGCACCCAGACCGUCUAGUCAACGCCUCCACCGCCGACAAGAAAAAGGCCACCGAGCGAUUUCAGGCGGUCGCUGACGCGUAUUAUGUCCUCUCCGACCCAACCAGAAGACGUGAAUAUGACUCUCUAUAUGGCAGUCGUGCCGGGUCAGAGCGCUCCGCUGACCCUGGCUCGUCAAACAACGCAUUCUUCUCUGCGUUUGCAAAUGCUUUUUCUGGAGGUGGAAGUAGCAAUGCGACGCCGGCAGCAGAGCCAGCGCGGCCAGAGGCAGACCACGUAUUUGCCGAUGUAUUUGAGGAGCUACUACGCCCGGAGGUUGAACGACACGCACCAUGGUGGGCCUGGUUUGGCGCGAUCUGCGGUGCCGGUCUGGGCUUCAUAAUCGCCAACUUCCCUGGCCUCAUGGUCGGCGCUGUCGCUGGCAACCGCCUCGGUGCGAUUCGUGACGCAAAGGGCAAGAGUGUCGCUGCAGUGUUUGGCCAGCUUGGCGGGAGCCAGAAGGCAGAGGCGCAUUUUGCGUGCGCUGGCGAUGAAAGUGCUCGGGACUGCAUCUGCAUUUUGAUGUGA
Molecule: messenger RNA, 663 nt
Organism: Mycena indigotica
Lineage: Eukaryota; Fungi; Basidiomycota; Agaricomycetes; Agaricales; Mycenaceae
Product: DnaJ-domain-containing protein
Exons: 5
Coding region: 1-663 (220 amino acids)
Source: RefSeq, a predicted model, not a curated record